This is a messenger RNA of Penicillium odoratum, 1737 nucleotides long. RefSeq names its product tetratricopeptide repeat protein. Gene Ontology annotation, molecular function: protein binding. The coding region runs from base 1 to 1737 and encodes 578 amino acids. The transcript has a single exon. NCBI's taxonomy places the organism in Eukaryota, Fungi, Ascomycota, Eurotiomycetes, Eurotiales, Aspergillaceae. Gene Ontology annotation, cellular component: intracellular anatomical structure. The record is from RefSeq and is a predicted model, not a curated record.
AUGGCUCGAGAAACCGUCUCACCUGUCUCAGCCAGCGACGAGUACUAUAAUGUAGGCUCGUUUUGCUGUGCUAUUACCACCACUAGUGUCGACGCCCAGACCUGGUUCAAUCGAGGUCUCAUUUGGGUAUACUCCUUUAAUCAUGCAGAAGGUGCCUAUUGCUUUCAACAGGCCGCUGCACAUGAUCCUCUCUGUGCGAUGGCGUACUGGGGCAUCGCAUAUGCUGUUGGACCGAACUAUAACAAAGCGUGGAAUAAGUUCGACCACGAUGAUCUCCAUGCCUCUGUCAAGCGAGGCUAUGAAGCAUCUCGAACUGCAAAAAAACUAGCGGGGAAUGUGACUACAUUCGAGAAGGGUGUAAUCGAGGCUAUACAAUCACGCUUCCCAACUGAUCAACCUGCCACAGAUUACCACGCCGUCAAUAAGAAAUACGCCAGCGCCAUGAAACCAGUCUACGAUGAAUUCGGCCAUGAUCUGAAUGUUGCUACGCUAUAUGCUGAUUCAUUGAUGAAUAUGGCCCCAUGGGCCUUGUGGAAUCUCUUCACAGGCAAACCAAACCCAAUAGCCCCGACUAUAGAAGUAAAAGCCGUGCUAGACCGAGCGCUAGCACAGGAACAAGACGGUGCGAAUUUCAAUCCUGGACUUCUUCAUUUGUACAUUCACUUCAUUGAAAUGUCACCGACUCCAGAGUUAGGCAUCAAUGUUGCCGACUAUCUACGCGAUCUUGUCCCCGAUGCCGGACACAUUCACCACAUGCCUACGCACUUGGAUAUUCUGAUCGGUGAUUGGCGGCGCUCUAUUGCUUCAAACUCCAAAGCAACCGUCGUGGACGACAAAUAUUUCCGAAAAGCAGGGGCGAAGAACUUCUAUACUUUCUACCGCAUGCACAACUAUCAUUCUUUGGUCUAUGCGGCUAUGUUUGCCGGCAAAUCCAAAACUGCUCUCGAUGCGGUCACUCGCAUGGAAUCCACAGUACCCGAGGAAGUCCUUCGAAUCCAGUCUCCGCCAAUGGCUGACUGGUUAGAACAAUUUAUGUCAGUUGGUAUCCAUGUAAUGGUACGCUUCGGCAUGUGGGAAGAGCUCAAGCACAAAGAACUACCUGUAGAUCCAGUCCUAUAUGCAAGCACCACUGCCGUCAUCCACUAUGCACGAGGCGUAGCAUUCGCCGCCACGGGAGAAGUGGCCUCGGCUCAACAAGAACAAGAUCUCUUCCAUGAAGCCUGGGCUCGAGUACCUAGGAGCCGCAGAGCAUACAAUGGCAAAAUGGUCGACGUACUCAAGGUAGCCGCAGCCAUGCUUGAAGGAGAGAUCCAAUACCGAUGCGCUAGCUAUGACGAUGCAUUCGCGGCCAUGCGCCGUGCAAUCGAUCUCGAAGACGCAUUGCCUUACAGUGAGCCUUGGUCUUGGAUGCAACCUGUCAGACACGCAUAUGCUGCUUUGUUAAUGGAGCAGGGUCAUUUGGAAGAAGCGGCAAAGACGUAUCGCGCGGAUUUGGGUCUGGAUAGCUCUAUCAUUCGACCGCGUCGGCACCCUAACAACGUUUGGUCACUGAAGGGAUAUCAUGAGUGUCUGACUCGAUUGGGAAGGAUGGAGGAGGCAGCUGUGAUCGAACAGCCGGUUAAGUUGGCACUUGCGGUAGCGGAUGUCCCGAUUAGGGCAUCGUGCUUCUGUCGCUUGGACACCUCUCAGGCGCCCCAAGUCCUUGGUACGUGUUUUGACAGUAAAGGCUGCCAUUAA